AUGCACCGGCCCCCGGUCACCCCUGAUAUUCCCGAGUUUGUGCUUAGAAAACUCCGAUGGUCACGUGUGCGGAUCUUACCCCGCGUGAUCGAGUCCCGCCUGCCCCCCGCCUAUUCGACGACCGUGACACUUGCACACGAUGCGUCCGACGCUCAGGACGCUCAAUGCCGUACUAAAUGCCACCCACAGACCACGCCAGUCCCUGGGGUUUAUUGGAUUGGGCCAGGUGCGUCCGAGAUUAUCCCUGCGAAGCGAUGGAUCGAGAUGAGUUUUCAGAUGGGCUUGAAUAUGGCGGACAAUCUUUUUACUCGAACCGCUACGGUCUAUACCGAGGGAUCCGCUGCGAACAGCAGCAAUCCCCCUGUAUUUGUCGUCUGUGAUGUCAAUAGGAUAACGGCCGAUACCUUCGCCCAAGAUAUUGCUACCCGCUUCCCGGGCGUGCUCGUCCAAGUAGCUGAUUCUCCAUCCGAAGUGGCCCAACGUGCAGAUACUAUAUUUACCAUGCUUCCUUCGACUCCUCAGGUGAAAGACGUAUAUCUUGGCGAGAGAGGAAUCCUCCAGGGUGUAAACAAAAGGUCCGAACGCGUGCAGUCCUUAGAUGUUGCUGCACAGGUCGAGGCUACAGGCGGAGACAUGGUAGACGCUCCAGUUUCUGGUGGCGUUGUUGGUGCGAGAGCUGGAACGUUAUCCUUUAUGGUUGGUGGUUCCGAAAAGGGAUUUAAACGAGCCCAUCCGUUCUUGUCCCACAUGGGUCGAAACAUUGUCCACUGCGGUCCUUCGGGCUCUGGACUCACGGCCAAGAUCUGCAACAACCUUGUUCUCGGAGUUCAGCAGAUCGUGGUGGCCGAGGCCAUGCUCCUAGGUACCCGACUGGGUCUGUCGCCAGAUACCCUCGCUGGGGUUAUAAACACAUCGACUGGUCGAUGCUGGUCCUCAGAGGUGAACAAUCCCGUACCAGGGGCACUCCCUGGCAAGUCACCCCCAUGCGAAAGAGAGUUCCACGGCAAGUCCUUCACACACACCCGCAUGACAUAA
Rhizoctonia solani is the source of this 1035-nucleotide messenger RNA. RefSeq names its product NAD binding domain of 6-phosphogluconate dehydrogenase. NCBI's taxonomy places the organism in Eukaryota, Fungi, Basidiomycota, Agaricomycetes, Cantharellales, Ceratobasidiaceae. Gene Ontology annotation, cellular component: mitochondrion. The record is from RefSeq and is a predicted model, not a curated record. The transcript has 6 exons. Gene Ontology annotation, molecular function: NADP binding; 3-hydroxyisobutyrate dehydrogenase activity; NAD binding. Gene Ontology annotation, biological process: L-valine catabolic process. The coding region runs from base 1 to 1035 and encodes 344 amino acids.